This is a messenger RNA of Diaporthe batatas, 720 nucleotides long. RefSeq lists its product as uncharacterized. The transcript has a single exon. The record is from RefSeq and is a predicted model, not a curated record. Lineage: Eukaryota; Fungi; Ascomycota; Sordariomycetes; Diaporthales; Diaporthaceae. Bases 1 to 720 code for a protein of 239 amino acids.
AUGGAAAAUGUCUCCCAAGAACACUUUGUCGAGCACUGUGUUGCUCUCUGGCGCACUGCAGACUUUUUGAUGAUCCAAAAACUCAAAAUCUUGGUGGGAAUCGCUGUGCAAAACUACUGCGACAAGCGGAUGAAGGAGCUAUGCAUAAGUCCUCAUCGGCCAACCUGGCGCCACAUCGAUCAGGGCUUAUCCAAAAGCUUGAGCCCAUGGGCCAUUGACCUCCUUCAAGGGCUCCAGCAGGCCUAUAUCUGGCAGAUUGUGUACCUGAAGGCAGUGCUCAUGGAGUUCAUAUGGGUGGGAAGAUCAGUGACGCUGCAAAGGGGCAUCGCUUCCGCCUUGUUUGAACACCUCAAAGACACGCCGGAGUUCGCAGACGAAUUUCUAGGAGAUUAUGUCUCCAGGUCUUGGAAGAGCACAUCGGUAUGGAUCCCGCCUCGCGAGAAUGUGAUCUCGCAAAGAGGCUCUAGCUUCUGCAUUCGGUGUCGCAAUGCGAUAAUCUGGGGUGACUUUUGGAGUACAUCGGGCUCGGGGCAGGUCAUAAACCCUUUCAGGCGAGACGGCGACAAUGGAUAUCAGGGUGGCUGGUGUAGUGGCUGUGCGGCAGGCGACAAUAUUCCUUGGCGGGGACCACCGCCACAAAGAGCCCCUCAACCUUCUCAAGCUCAAGCUGGCAGCAACUCACACGCUGGUCAGCCGCCGACUGCAGGACGAAGGCCUUGA